This is a messenger RNA of Achroia grisella, 2495 nucleotides long. RefSeq names its product origin recognition complex subunit 2 (gene Orc2). Gene Ontology annotation, cellular component: nucleus; nuclear origin of replication recognition complex. Gene Ontology annotation, biological process: DNA replication. Gene Ontology annotation, molecular function: DNA replication origin binding. The record is from RefSeq and is a predicted model, not a curated record. NCBI's taxonomy places the organism in Eukaryota, Metazoa, Arthropoda, Insecta, Lepidoptera, Pyralidae. The transcript has 8 exons. Bases 153 to 1841 code for a protein of 562 amino acids.
GUAUUUAGGUUUGAAUUUUGUUUGUCGAGUCUUUAUUAAGUUUAUUACAACUAUUAGAUAAUAUUAUUUACUUUUAGGAUCAAAACGUCACAUAAAUAUUAAACCUAAUAAAAUAACACUGAGCUAAUGAUUCAAGUAUAAUUUACAAAAACAUGAGCCAGAGCUUACAACUUCGUUUUUCUACUUCUGGAAAGCCUACAGCUGACAACACAGAUGAAAAUAUGAAUCCUCCAAGUAGGAGAGGUCUUAGAAAUAGGACGAAACCAAAGAAAUAUGGAGAUUUUUUGGACUUGUCGCCUACAAAGCGUAGGAUUUUGAUGAAUAUUUCGAGUUCAGAUGAAGAGAUUGAAGAAUUAGAAGAAGGAUCUUGUUUACAGAAACCAACAGCAUUAUUCAGUAAUGAUGAUGUGGAGGGUCAAGAUAUAUUCAAAUUUAAAUCUCGGCACACUAAGCAAGAUUUGCAAAACAAAGUUAAAGCAGCUAUAAGUAAUUCACCGAAGGUGGACUCUUCUGCAAAAACACCAAAGAAAAAUGUUCUUACAAGAGCUCUCAACAGUCCAUUGGGUAAAAAUAGUGAUGCAACACCAAAACAAGUGAAGGAUCUAAUAAAAAAAAGGAUAAUUCAAGAAGUAGAUAGUGAUAGUGGUGACAGUGAUUUCUCUGGCAGCAGUAGUGACUUUGUGCCGGAAGAAAGUGACAAUGAGCGAUCAGAUUCUUCAUCAUCAAAGUAUACAUCUGAUGAUGAACAAGAACACACCAAGAAGUCCACCACCAAACUACAAAUAGUCAAAAACAAGACAAAUAAAAGCAAAUCCAAAGAUUCUGAGUAUAUUGUUACACCAGACAAUUAUUUUUUGAUGCAUUCUAGUAAAAAGAUCACCACUUCAGACCAUACUUUAGCAAGAUUGAAAAAUCUAAAUCUCAAUGAAAGUUUAGGUGACUACACUGUAAUAUCAGAUGAACACAAAAGAAAAAUAAUGGAACUCAACAAAUCUUAUGAACAACUGUUUCACAAAUGGCUCUAUGUGCUAAGUGAAAACUUUAAUAUAAUAUUGUAUGGUAUAGGUUCAAAAUGUUCCAUACUUCACCAGUUUCAAAUACAAAAGCUUCAAGAUUUCCCUUGUAUUGUUAUUAAUGGAUUCUUUCCAGGUCUUACAAUAAAAAAUAUACUUGAGACUAUUGUCAUAGAUCUGUUAGGAAAUACUCACGUGCCGUCAAAUAUUGGAGAUAUUGUUAAAUUAAUUAGUGUGCAACUUGAAGAGAAUGAUACAGAUUUGUUCCUAAUUAUUCAUAAUAUUGAUGGAACCAUGUUGCGUAAUUCUAAAGCGCAAACCAUGUUGUCUAAUAUAUCGCAAAUAAAAAAUGUACACACAAUUGCGACAAUUGAUCAUAUCAAUGCACCAUUAUUGUGGGAUCACUCGAAAUUAAGCAAAUUCAAGUUUACCUGGUGGGACGUAACAACUUUCUUACCAUACACGGAGGAAACGUCCUACGAGAACUCAAUAAUGUCGCACAGAAGCGGCGCACUUCAAUUGUCUUCUCUGCGUAGCGUUUACCAGUCGCUCACGACGAAUGCUAAAGGCAUUUUCAAUAUAAUUAUUGGAUAUCAGUUGGAAAAUCUGAAACAAGCCCAUUACCAAGGUUUACCAUUCAAAGAUCUCUAUUCAAAAUGUCGAGAACAGUUUCUAGUGAGUUCAGAUAUGGCCCUGAGAGCUCAACUGACUGAGUUUAUAGACCAUAAACUAGUUAAAAUUAAACGUACAUAUGAUGGCAGUGAAAACCUUGUUAUACCAAUUGAAAAUUCUUUAUUACAACAAUUCCUGGAACAGCAAAAUAGUUAAUAAAUAAUUGUAUAACUCUGGUAAAACAGCACUAUACCCAUAAACGUAAGUUGUAGCAUACUGAUUUUGAGUCAUAACAGGGAUGAAUUUAUCAAGUUUUACCUUACAUUAAAUUCUUCAAUAUAUCAAGAAAUGUCGGAAUUAUGCGUUAAAUGCUGUUUCAUUUAAAAAAUACAAUACUUUUACUUUUAUAACUUUGUAUCUUAUAUAACUGGAUAAUAUAUCAACCAUGAAUACAACUAGCAUUAAAUUAUGAAAAUAGUCAAUAAGUUUGUAGGAAAAAUUGUUUUUUGAAUAAAACUAUAAAGUUUAUAUUUAGCUUUUAUUUUACAAUCCCAGAAAUAAAGUCUUAAUAGGAUUAUAUAAUAUAUAUCAACAGGCCAAGUUGUAAAUUACUUAAACUUAAUGACUUACAUAAUAUAAUAAAAUUAUUAACUAAAAUUAUUUUCAACAUAUCUGGCACAUUCACCAUGAUGCAUCAACCAAACAUUAUAUUGAUAUUUUUUAAAGUGCAUAAAUCGCUCUUUUAUUUUAAAAAAUAUUGUAGAAAAAUACUCUCUUGAACUCAUGAGACAUCAAACAUUUGAUCUAAAUAAACGGAUUUUAUGUAAUACGCCCGUUGGAAAUUUUGGUAGAAAACAUUGAUGUUAUUUA